UUUCACAUCGAUAUGUCAGUAUUCGCUGGGUGCGAUCACCCAAGCAUUUGCAGGCCAUGUGGGUACCCUCGAGCUAGCAGCUGUUUCCAUGGAGAAUUCUGUUAUUGCUGGCUUCUCUUUGGGUCUACUGCUUGGCAUGGGAAGUGCACUAGAGACACUAUGUGGGCAAGCCUAUGGUGCUGGGCAAUUGGACAUGCUAGGCAUAUACAUGCAAAGAUCAUGGGUCAUCCUCAUCAUAACUGCUCUCAUACUCUCCAUAUUCUAUGUCUUUUCCACUCCAUUCUUCAUUCUCAUUGGACAAGACCACAGUAUAGCUCAUGCAGCAGGAUUAUUUUCCCUAUACAUGAUACCCCAACUCUUUGCAUAUGCUGUGUAUUUUCCUAUUCAGAAAUUCUUACAAGCACAGAGCAGGAUGAUGUCUAUGACUGUCUUUGCCGGUAUUGCUCUAUUGCUGCACACUUUCUUCAGUUGGUUGGUGAUGAUCAAGUUGAAUUGGGGCAUGGUUGGAGCUGCAGUGGUGCUGAAUGGCUCAUGGUGGUUCAUAGUGGUGGCUCAGCUGAUUUAUAUUUUUUGUGGGAGUUGUGGAAGGGCUUGGAGUGGGUUUUCAUGGAAGGCAUUUCAAAAUCUGUGGGGUUUUGUUAGGCUCUCCCUAGCAUCUGCAGUUAUGUUGUGUUUGGAGGUAUGGUAUUUCAUGGUGCUAAUUCUUUUUGCUGGAUAUCUUAAGAACCCUGAAGUAUCGGUCGACGGAAUGUCCAUAUGCAUGAAUAUUCUCGGUUGGGCUGUUAUGCUUGCCAUAGGAUCCAAUGCGGCUACAAGUGUGAGGGUGUCGAAUGAAUUGGGAGCUGGGCAUCCAAGAACUGCAAAGUUUGCAGUGGUGGUAGUGGUGACCACAUCUUUAAUGUUGGGAUUUGUUAUCUCAAUGAUUUUGUUAGCAUCAAAGAAUGAGUGGCCAAAAGCAUUCACGAGCAGUGAGGCAGUAAAGAAGCUUGUUUCUGAGCUCACCCCUCUCCUUUGCAUAUCCAUUGUAGUGAACAAUGUACAGCCAGUGCUCUCAGGGGUGGCCAUUGGAGCUGGGUGGCAAGCUCUGGUGGCUUAUGUGAACAUUGGAUGCUAUUACAUUUUUGGCAUUCCUCUAGGCCUCCUCUUGGGCUACAAGCUUGACUUUGGAGUCACAGGAAUUUGGUGUGGAAUGCUUGCCGGGACUGGGGUGCAAACACUAAUUCUCAUUUGGAUGACAUACAGAACAAAUUGGAACACAGAGGCAUCCAUAGCUGGGGACAGGAUAAAGCAUUGGGGAGGAGAAGCUGUAAAGGCUAGUGAUGCAUAGAAAUAGAAGUAACAUGAUCUUCUUUUACUCUGUGCAAGAUUAUUUUCCAUUUGCUUUGUUUUCCUUCAAUGGGGGCUUUUGUUUGCAUCAAUUGGAUCAAAAGAAAGAGAAGAAUAAUGAGUGAAAAGAAUAAUGCUAUUCAUCAUUGCUUUCGAAUCUAGGAAUUUAUGUUGGCCUAAUUGUAAUUGUUCAACUUGUAACGUGUGGUUCUUCCCUUGAUUUUGUUAGCAGAAUAUUAGAUCCACUGAUUUGAUGAAUGUUAUUGCAGCGAUUUGAGAA
Messenger RNA from Amborella trichopoda, 1606 nucleotides. NCBI's taxonomy places the organism in Eukaryota, Viridiplantae, Streptophyta, Magnoliopsida, Amborellales, Amborellaceae. The record is from RefSeq and is a predicted model, not a curated record.